UCGUUUUUACCCCAAAUGCAGCGACUAUCCCCUGCUAACAGCGGGAGCCACAACGGUCAGUAUGGGAAAUCCCUGAGCAAGUAUAUUCGACAUUAUGAAGGCCUGUCCUACGACACCGACGUCUUACACAGCAAGCACCAGAGGGCUAAGAGAGCUCUGUCUCACCAGGACCAGUUCCUGCACCUGGACUUCCACGCUCACGGCAGGCAUUUUAACCUACGGAUGAAGAGGGACACCUCUCUCUUCGCUCCCGAUCUGAAGGUGGAAGUUUCUGGAGAAGAGAUUCCCUAUGACACCUCUCACAUUUACACUGGAGAAAUUUAUGGUGAGAAGGGCACUCUGACCCAUGGCUCUAUCGUGGAUGGGAAAUUUGAGGGUUUCAUUAAGAGCCAUAAGGGCACAUACUACGUAGAACCCUCAGAGAGAUACCUCAAAGACCAAAAUGUGCCCUACCACUCAGUCAUCUACCAUGAGGAUGAUAUCGAUUAUCCUCAUAAAUAUGGAGCAGAAGGUGGCUGUGCAGAUCACUCUGUUUUUGAGAGGAUGAAGAAAUACCAGGCAUCUGCAGUGGAGGAGCCCACCCAGCAUAUGAACCACGUGAUUGACGAAGAGUUGGCUGAUGGACCGGUGAUCCUGAGGAAACGUCGUGCAGCACAGGCAGAGAAAAAUACCUGUCAGCUCUUCAUCCAGACGGAUCACCUCUUUCACAAAUACUACGGCAGCAGGGAGGCUGUGAUCGCACAGAUUUCCAGUCAUGUGAAGGCCAUUGACUCCAUCUAUCAAAGCACAGAUUUUAAGGGCAUCCGCAACAUUAGCUUCAUGGUGAAGAGAAUCAAGAUCAACACUACCGAAGAUGAGAAGGAUGCUUCUAACCCUUUUCGAUUUGCCAACAUUGGUGUGGAGAAAUUUCUUGAACUCAACUCGGAGCAGAAUCACGAUGACUACUGUCUAGCCUAUGUCUUCACAGAUAGAGACUUUGAUGAUGGAGUCCUGGGUCUGGCCUGGGUCGGGGCUCCUACAGGCAGCUCUGGUGGAAUCUGUGAAAAGAAUAAACAGUACUCCGAUGGGAAGAGGAAGUCUCUGAACACUGGCAUCAUCACAGUGCAAAACUAUGCUUCACAUGUUCCCUCUAAAGUCUCCCACAUCACCUUCGCUCAUGAGGUCGGACAUAACUUCGGCUCUCCGCAUGACUCAGGAAGUGAUUGCACUCCAGGAGAGUCUAAGACUCAGGACCAGAAAGAAAAAGGCAACUACAUCAUGUAUGCCAGAGCCACAUCAGGAGACAAGUUCAACAACAACAAGUUCUCCAUCUGCAGCAUUCGCAACAUCAGCCAAGUGCUGGAUAAGAAAAGAUACCUCUGCUUUGUUGAAUCUGGACAGCCCAUCUGUGGUAAUGGUAUGGUUGAGGCUAAUGAACAGUGUGACUGUGGCUAUAGCGAUCAGUGCAAGGACAAAUGCUGCUAUGAUGCCAGUGCGCCAGAGGGACUGAAGUGUAAACUGAAGCCAGACACUCUAUGCAGUCCUAGUCAGGGUCCAUGCUGCACACCAGAGUGCACCUUUAAGUACAGCGAUGUGAAAUGCAGGGAGGAGUCUGAGUGUGCUCUUAAGGGCAUGUGCAGUGGAAACUCUGCCCAGUGCCCCACCUCAACACCUAAAGAAAACUUUACAUCCUGCCACACAAAUAGCCAAGUCUGCCUUAAUGGGGUUUGCUCUGGCUCUAUCUGUCAGAAGUAUGGUCUAGAUGUUUGCACUUGUGCCACUGAGGAGGGGAAAGAUGACACAGAGCUGUGUCAUGUGUGCUGUAUGGCAAAGGGUCAGCCCAACACUUGCAGCAGCACUAGCUCAGAGAGAUGGGUUCAGUACUUUAACAAAAAGGUCACCACGUUACAGCCUGGCUCUCCUUGUAAUGACUUCAAAGGUUACUGCGAUGUCUUUAUGAAGUGUAGGCUGGUGGAUGCUGAUGGCCCUCUGGCAAGGCUUAAGAAGGCCAUUUUCAACCCUGAGCUUUACACAAGCAUUGCAGAGUGGAUAGUGGAGCAUUGGUGGGCGGUUCUUCUAAUGGGCAUUGCUCUCAUCAUGCUAAUGGCUGGGUUUAUCAAGAUCUGCAGUGUGCACACACCUAGCAGCAACCCUAAAUUGCCCCCACCCAGACCACUGCCAGGCACACUGAAGAGAAAAAGAAAUCCCGCUGCACAGACCCAGCCACAGCACCAUCGCCAGCAGAGAGAGAACUAUCAGAUGGGCCAGAUGCGACACUGAGAAGUCCUCCUCAUUGCCUUGGUUCUUUCUAGUGCCUACAGUGGGAAACACUUCACUCCAAAGAGUUAGCUGAAUCAAUCAAUGAAGCCCCAUUAACAAUCUAAGAAACUGGCAAAUAAAAGGACUUCAAAGGACUAUACUUAAGAAAACAACAGUUUUAAAGAUUAAGAAACCACUGCUCUGGGAGCCAGCAAAGCUUUCGUUGCGUAGCUCAGAGAAAAAAUUCAGAAGCUAGUCAUGAGGAAGAGGACAGAAUCAAUUAAUCAAUUUUUUUUUCUGCUUUUCAUAUUUUUUCUCAAGUUAUUAAACCAUUAUUCUCUCCACUAAAUAUUUUUUCCCCUCUAAUGCCUUUUUAUCUUUUUUUUAUAUUAUCUUCUUUUUUUGGAUUGCCACCCUCCUGUGGAGAUAAGCAUGAUGGGAUGUCACAUAAAUAUUUCUGCCAAUCAACAAUGGCUGAGAGAACUCUUUAAAGAGACUCGUUUUCCAAUAUGUA
This is a messenger RNA of Sinocyclocheilus rhinocerous, 2752 nucleotides long. Its product is annotated as disintegrin and metalloproteinase domain-containing protein 10-like. Gene Ontology annotation, biological process: membrane protein ectodomain proteolysis; Notch signaling pathway. Bases 16 to 2259 code for a protein of 747 amino acids. The record is from RefSeq and is a predicted model, not a curated record. Gene Ontology annotation, molecular function: metalloendopeptidase activity involved in amyloid precursor protein catabolic process. Gene Ontology annotation, cellular component: plasma membrane; synaptic membrane. The transcript is spliced from 16 exons. Lineage: Eukaryota; Metazoa; Chordata; Actinopteri; Cypriniformes; Cyprinidae.